Pollicipes pollicipes is the source of this 1241-nucleotide messenger RNA. RefSeq names its product protein TsetseEP. The transcript has 6 exons. Lineage: Eukaryota; Metazoa; Arthropoda; Thecostraca; Pollicipedomorpha; Pollicipedidae. The record is from RefSeq and is a predicted model, not a curated record. The coding region runs from base 129 to 1229 and encodes 366 amino acids.
GCCGCGAGCGGGCGGCCACCAACGGCCAGCUGGACGGACGGAGGAGCGACGCAAGGGCUGCUCAGCACCCCUCUCUUGGGCGACGGACCGGUCAGGGCCGGCAGGAGCUGACUAUCCUGGAGCGGCUGAUGCUGGAGCAGACGGAGUCGGCCGCCGCCGCCGCCGCCGGGCCGCCCUCCAUCUUCGACCCGGACACGCCAGCCGACCGCGCCCUGCCGCGCUUCGUGUCGCUAGAGGACGACCUGCAGGCCUCCAGUUCAGACUCAGACUCAGAUUCAAACUCAGACUCAGACUCAGAACAGGAGCCGAAGCGUUCGCCCGACUCGAAAGCAGCAUCGCAACCAGACCCGGUGCCGGAGGUGGGGCCGACGCCGGAGCCAGAGCCGAUGCCGGAGAUGGAGUCUGCGCCGGAGCCAGAGCCAGUGCCGGAGAUGGAGUCUGCGCCAGACCAAGAGCCGGCGCCGGAGAUGGAGUCUGCGUCGAAGUCAGAGCCAGUGCCGGAGAUGGAGUCUACGCCGAAGCCAGAGCCGGUGCCGGAGAUGGUGUCUGCGCCGGAGCCAGAGCCGGUACCGGAGAUAGUGUCUGCGCCGGAGCCAGAGCCGGUGCCGGAAAUGGAGUCUGCGCCAGAGCAAGAGCCGGUGCCGGAGAUGGAGUCUGCACCGGAACCAGAGGUGGUGCCGCAAAAAGAGUCUGCGCCGGAACCAGAGCUGGUGCCAGAAAGAAAGAGUGCGCCGGAGCAAGAGCCAACGCCGGAACUGAAGGCGGAGUCAAAGAAGGAGUCUGAUCCGCCCACCGAGCGGGAGCCGCCGCCGGAGCGGGAGCCGCCGCCGGAGCGGGAGCCGCCACCGGAGCAGGAGCCGCCGCCGGAGCAGGAGCCGCCGCCGCCGCCGCAGCGCUCUGACCUGGAUCUGCUGGCGCAUAUCUGCGAGAGCGAGAGCAAACAAGCGGCCGCUCAGCAGGUCACGACCAAAGGCGGUGGCGAUGCGCAGUCACCGCCAUCUAACGGCCGCCCGGAGAGGGACGAGUUCACGUCGAGCGCCGAUGAUGGCAGUGUGGCAUCGGCGACGGAGGUCCCUGCCGAGUCGGUGGAGGGCGUGGACAGCUCGGGCCGCGUGCGGAUCGUGCUGGCGGACGGCACGGCCGUCAUCGCCGACCUCGGCGACCUGGACAUGCUGGAUGACCCAGUGAUGGCCGAGGGACUGGAGGCGGAGACCAGCGCCGAGCAGUAGCCGCGCGCGGGC